Messenger RNA from Ictidomys tridecemlineatus (thirteen-lined ground squirrel), 5504 nucleotides. RefSeq lists its product as uncharacterized. Lineage: Eukaryota; Metazoa; Chordata; Mammalia; Rodentia; Sciuridae. Gene Ontology annotation, molecular function: DNA-binding transcription factor activity, RNA polymerase II-specific. Gene Ontology annotation, cellular component: nucleus. The record is from RefSeq and is a predicted model, not a curated record. Gene Ontology annotation, biological process: regulation of transcription by RNA polymerase II.
UUUUUCUAGUUCUUGGGUGUGGGACCUUGGAUAAACUCCAAGCCUAGGGUCCUAAGGCCACGCCAGGACCUUAUGGAGGCCCUCCCUAGAACUGCCACCUGGAGGUGUGCGGAUGAGUGGAGGGGAACCUGACCCGGGAAUGUUCAGGAAGCCACGGGUCUCUUCUUCGUGACAACAGAUCAUGGGAAGGAGUAGGGAUGGUGACUGUGCUGGGGGCAGCGGGAAGUUAGGGUCAGAAGUCUUACUAGUCUCCAUCCGUCUGCAGAGUGGAGAACAGACAGGGGUUGAGGGAGAAGGAAGAUCGGGGUGGGGGCUACGGCCAUACUCAGGUGAGGCCAAUGGACCACGGUUAUAGAUUACAUUUUGGAUGUGAAGUUCUUUUAAAAGGCAACUUCUAAUUUGGACAUUGAGGAAACAGGAUUCAGGAAUGACCCUGUAGUUUUUGAGGGAAUUCAGUUUCAAUUAACUGAGAUAGAGAAGAUGGUAUUAAUAAUAAUAUUCACUGGGACAUCAGGAGUUUUGAUUUGGCUAUGUUAAGAAUAUAGAGAUGUUUCCACCAGAGAGGUAGAAUUAAGUGGGGAGCUGAAUACACUGAUCUGGAAAUCUGGUAAGUGGUUGACAAUGGAGACAUCCAAAAUGUGGUUGUGUGGACUAAAGUUAGUGAGCUGUGAAUCACAUUGAGGAUUUAUGGUGGAAGGCAUAGGGGCAUUGGCAGGGUUGGAUGGAGCCAAAAACAGUGCCUCUUGGUUCAGUUUCCAGUUGAUGGCAAUAGGCUUUACAAAUACAUUAUGGGAAUAGAGGUAAAGGAGGUGAGUGGCCAUGAAAGUAGGAGGUAGCAAACAGGAUGUUUUGCAAGUAGCAUAGGCUUUCAGUGGAGGAAUGGAUGUGGGAUGGUUGCGAGGUAUAGGUAUAUUUGAGGCAAGAUGACACUUUGGCUGGACUUGGUGUCCAAUCUAUGGAAUUGCUAGGAUUUUAGGUAGUGACUUUAGUGGGGCCUAGUGUUUCAUUCUGCCUGGAAGAUAAAGCUAGGGGCAGAUGUAAUCACAUCUGUCUGUGAUAGUCACUUGCCCAGGGUUGAAUGAAGAGUGGAGCAGAUCUUAAAGUGUUAGGUAUAUAGAGAAAAGUUGGACAUCUGGUACAGACAUGAGUAGAGUAGGGUCAUGAGUAUUUGAGAUGAACACAUGGCCAGUGUGGCUAAGUCUGGGGCAAAAAAAUGGAGCCAGGCAGGGGACUUAAUAUAACCUUGUCUGCCCCCACUAGUGGAAACUAUGAGAAGUGCAGGGCAGUUUUUGAUCCUGUUCAUAUUUGUUAAGCAUACUGUGAGUGUUGUGUGCUGUUACAGGUACUGUGUGGUGUCUUGACAGCUGGUGAAAUUCGGGUGAUAUCAAGUAAACUGAAUAUAAGUUCCUUUCCUCAUUCUUCUCCAGCUAAUAAUAUCUCCACAUAGACAAUUCUUUUUAUGAAGGGGACCAGACAUAAUUUCUGCUUAUUCCUUUGUAGCAGAUUUCACCUCCUUACCAGCCCAAGUAGUUACCCAAACAUAUCAGUUGAGGGGACCAGGGAGUAUCUUACCCUUUUGGUCCUAAAAAGUUUGCAUCCCACAGCCCCUGGUUCAAUUUUUCUGGACCAUACCUCUAUGUAGUCUUAAGUGGUAUACAUUGUCCUCUACAAGGAUUGUCGUUAAUCUAUCCAGUAUCAGAUAUUGUAUGUUUGGUCAUCCCCAUAAACCUAGGGUGAGAGUUUACCUUCACCAAUGGUGUGAAGAGGAGGUAAGGAAAUCAGGAAGAUGAGGUGUAGGACAGUGAAGUUGUUUUGGCCCUGGGACUUUGGUAUCUCUAGUUAUGAGGGAUGUGAAGUGUAAAUAAUGAUGUGCACUUGGACAGCAAGUAACUGUGACUGUCCUGGGGUCCUGUAUUGAGACUGACAUGAUCUUGGGUACAAAGGGGCAAGGGCAGAUAAUUCUGUGCCAGGUCCCUAGCUAAGUUAUUGGUCCACCUUCCUGUUGUUGAUGCUGUGCCCAGUGAUCAUUGAACCCAGAAGAGGACAGUGGCAAUUGGAAGCUUGGGAAUGGAAUGGGCUUGAGAUAAAUAUGUGGGGGAAUGGAUUGUAUGUCCUCAGGAAAGUGGUUUGAUUUUCUUCCAUUAUGGCAGGGCCACAUAACUUUUGAAGAUGUAGCCAUACACUUCUCUUGUGAAGAAUGGAAUCUCCUUGACCAGGCUCAACAAUGCCUGUACCGUGAUGUGAUGGUGGAGAACUUGGCCCUUAUAACUUCCCUGGAUUGUUGGCAUGGAAUGGAGAAUGAGGAGGAUCUUUCUGAGCAGGAUAUUUCUUUAGAAGAUGUGUCCCAAGUGAGGACUUCAAAUGAAGGUCUGUCUCCCCAGAAGGCUCCUCCCUGUGUGAUGUAUGGCCUGGUCUUGAGAGACAUUUUGCACAUAACUCAUCACCAACAGGGAACACAUUGUCAGCAGAAACUGUACAGAUGUGGGGCAUCUGGGAAACAAUUGUGUUUCUCUGCAGACAUUGAUCAGCACUUUGGAGAGAAACCCUUCAAAAGCAAUGUGGGAAGAGCCUUAUUUAUGAAGAGGUACAAAUUCCAUGAAUCAAGGGAACCCUUUGCCUGCAUAGAAGUUGGGAAGGACUUCAUGGCCGGCUCAGAAUUUCUCCAUCAACCAGCCACUUGCAUUGAGGAACAGUCAAAUGGCAAAAGUAAUUUGGGAACUGUCUGUCACAAUGGAAAAACUCAUUUUGACUGUAGAGAAUACAUAAAGACAUGCAGCCUUGAACACACAACCGUGCAGCAGCCGAAAACCCACACCAGAGAAAGAUGUUAUAUGUGCACUGAGUGUGGGAAAUCUUUUAGCAAAAGCUAUAGCCUCAAUGACCACUGGAGGGUUCACACUGGUGAAAAACCUUAUGAGUGUGGGGAGUGUGGGAAAUCAUUUAGGCAGAGCUCUAGCCUCAUUCAGCACCGGAGAGUUCACACUGGAGUGCGACCUCAUGAAUGUGAGGAAUGUGGUAAAUUAUUUAGCAACAAGUCCAACCUCAUCAAACAUCGGAGAGUUCACACUGGAGAAAGGCCUUAUGAGUGCAGUGAAUGUGGAAAAUCCUUUAGUGAGAGCUCAGCACUUCUUCAACACCAAAGCAUGCACACUGGAGAAAGGCCUUACGAAUGCAGUGAAUGUGGGAAAUUCUUUACAUAUCAUUCCAGUCUCAUAAAGCACCAGAAAGUUCAUAGUGGAUCAAAACCUUAUGAAUGCAGUGAGUGUGGGAAAUCAUUCAGUCAAAAUUCCAGCCUUAUUGAACACAGGAGAGUUCAUACUGGAGAAAGGCCCUUUAAGUGCAAUGAAUGUGGGAAAUCCUUUAGCCAGAGCUCUGCACUCCUUCAGCAUCGUAGAGUUCACACUGGAGAAAGGCCUUAUGAGUGCAGUGAAUGUGGGAAAUUCUUUACUUAUAGUUCCAGUCUCCAAAAACACCAGAGAGUUCACACUGGUUCAAAGCCUUAUGAGUGCAGUGAAUGUGGGAAAUCCUUUACUCAAAACUCCAGUCUCAUUAAACACAAGAGAGUUCAUACUGGGGAAAGACCUUAUGAGUGCAACGAAUGUGGGAAAUCCUUUAGCCAUAGCUCUAGCCUCAUUAAACACAGGCGAAUUCAUACUCGAUAAAGGCCUGUGGGCGAUGUGGAAAAUCCUGUAGCUGAAGAUCCAAUCUCCACAAACUUGAAAAUUCACCUUAGAAAAGUCCUUGUGAGAACAGUGAACUUGAGAAAACAUUCAGCUGAAAGCCUUAUCUCAAUGGAUUACCACAAAGUUCAUAUGAGAAAUAUACCUUUGAUGUGCAUGGAUAUGUUAUUUUCUUGUUCAUUAUACCAGCUCUUGAAAGGUUUUGGUGGUGCCACUGCCUGAAUAGGACCACCUACAUCCAAGCAUCCACUCACAUUCCAGGUAUGUGGGAGCUAGGCUGCACUCAUUAAUGCCUGGGCCCCAUGCCAAAUUCAUGCCACUGAAAGCUUAACUCUAUACCUCCUGGAAGGUGCCCACAGUAUGCACCAUUCACCCACCCCAGUGAAACAGGGAUUUGUAAGUAGGAAAGGAUUUGUAAGUAGACUACGCAUUCCUCCCCUUUUCAUCUAUUUCUCUCUGAUGAGUUAGCCCAUGCCACAAGGACUGUGCUGUUGACUUAGGAAGGUGGACCUUUUUCAGAAAUAUUGUUGGUUUCAUGUGACUCUUGAUGGAAUUUUUCCAACCACAGAAUCACCAAGUGUGGGAACCACCUGUGUCUCAUUGCUCCGGGUGUCUGAUAAUAAAACCUUUAUUGGUUGAGGCACCAGUUAUUUGGGGGAAUUCUAUUUACUGAAUGUAGUUCUUUGAAAACAAUUGGGAUCUUUUGGGUGAACAAGUUGUUGGGAUCCCAAACAUUGUGUCCCUAGGGAGGGUAGUGGAAUGUUGGCAGAAUACAGCUCUUUCUGGCUUGGGCCUUCUGUAUUGCUGCCUGAGGCUUCCAGGAAAACCUGCAGGGUGCUGUUUGAAGCCGGGAGAGGUAGUGACAAUCUGAUACUUCUGAGAGCAACAUGAACUUAUUUUCCUUUUCAAAGGGAUAUUGCCUCAAGCUCAGUAUUGGCUGGGGUACCUGUUUGUCAGGCCCUGCAUGGAUCUGUAUGCCCUGACAUUCUGAGUUCCAUAGGAUAACAUCACAAGCUGUAAGAUUAUAGUUGUUACAGAAAUACUGGAUUAAUAGGUAGUGGGAGAGACUACCACAAACUGAUUGGAAGGUGCCUCUUUUACAUGGGUAUCCACAAUGUUACAGUCACCCUGGCUAUGAAAGAUGAGCAGGUCAGAAAUACUUAGGACCUCCAGAACUCUGUAUCUUAUGUAGCUGAAGUUAUUUACAGAGACUGCUCAUCUCAAGGCUGUACUGUGCAGACAGGAAAAUAAGGAUUCUAAGAAGGGAGAUCUUGGUCCACUUACAUGGCCUCUGUGAGCAGGCAGUAUUCCUGCCAAGUCCAGUGGAAACAGUCUUCACCUCUUAGCUAUGUUUGUUACCACUGAGGCAAGAGGUCCCCCAGGGCAUGAGGAGAAAGGUGAUGGAGUCAACAUUGUCAAUCCUGAUUUUUCAAAAACAAAGAAAUUCAGACUUUCACCUGUACAACAAUAGAUUCAUUCAUAUCCUGGAAUUGUAUGUUAUUGAAAUCAUUUUAAGUUCUCAUGCUUUUUCCCCUGGGUAUGAGAUUUAUCAGUAUUGAAUGGGAUUUUUGUUUUUUAAGAGAAAGGAAAAAGGUUUGUGGCUUUGCUACAAAGAAGAAACACUGGGUACUCCUGUCCCCAAAGCUGUGAGUCUGCCCAUCAACAGGAACAUGAGGAUGACUGGAUAUUUUUUAUUGCUGAGAAGUAAGAGGUUAUAUGGCUAUAACCUAUUUUUUAUUUAUUCAUCUGGUCAUAGAUAUUUUGGUUGUUUACAACAAGUUUUAGAUUUAUUGCAAAUAAAGCUGCUGCAAACACUUUUCCAAG